AAUGCUGAGCUGAUUUAAAUCUGGCGUCCUGGUACACCACGGUCGUUUCAGGAUUGUGGGAGGCUUUUUUUAUGGCUUCUUCCUGCCCUCUGUACUUGAACGUGAGCUGGGAACCGCCCCCUUUGUUUUUAAUGCCUGAAGAACUUUUGUAUUGUACGUGUGUAAUUGCAACAUAGAGGUUAUCAGGGAGGAACCUGGAGGUUUUGACAGACGAGUAGGAUGCAGAUGAGUUGAUGGCUCCUAGAGGUGUAGGAGGCAAGGGUUGGUUUUGGAUUUUUUUUCUGUCAAGUUAGAGGCAGUUGAGUCAGAUUUUACACUGGAGAGGGAAUAUUUGUGGUGGUGAAAGAGCAUAGUACCCCAGCAACAAAAUCCUCGACACCAAGAGUGCCUGCAUCUGCCUGCUCCAGCGUCAGCCACUACUGUGAACAUCUGCGCAUAAGCGUGUCAGCUAAAAUGAUAAGUAGUGUAUUUCUGUUAAAUGUAAUCACCAGUUGGUUUCAAAGUUAAUGCCCCUUCGGAGCUGUUUUAUUCUUAGCGGCAUAGUUUCAGGUCUGCCGGCUUGGGAAGACAUCUCUGCAUUGAUUCGUGCUCUGUUCGCAUUGAAGGGUUUGCAAUGAGAAGGGCAAGCAGUGUGAGCACGAGUGUACUCUUUUGUGUGUGACAGCUUACAUUCUGCGGGCUGAGUUUUUGACAGACAGUAGAUUCCAUGUCACCUCUCUUGGCUGCUGAAAUGCAGAAUGUAUGGGGUGCUGGGUAUGACAGCUGAAAGCUAAAAAAAAAAAAAAAUGGUUUGGGGGGUUUAUCUUAGAAUCCCAGCAGCUAUGAAAGCCCCAUUAAAGAUUUAUUAUGCUUAUAGAAGGUGACUUAGAAAUCUAACAAAGAAAAAGGAAAGGCUUUGUGGGCACCUCUCCAAGCACCUCCUUUUCUUUUACGAGUUUACAAGAUGAGUGUUAAAUCCAUGUGGCAUGAUCUUCCUGGUGACAUAGCCCAUAGAUAGCAUAGUGCCAGUUCAGUCUGAAUCCUGACUCGGGAGUGUCAGAACUCAGAUUUUAUUCUCUCCAGAAUCCAGUAUAUGUGUAUUUUAUUUCCAAAGAAACCUACAAUCUGUCUGAGUGUUUUGUGCAACUAAAAAUGCAGGCAGUUAAAGCUUAGAGUGCCUAAAUGAUAUUGUCUGUUUGUCCCUUGUCCUUUUGUGGGGUUCUGUGACCUUCCAUUUCUGAGCAACGUAAGAGAUGUGGAGGAAGGCUGCGGCAGCAGCAUUAGGUCUGUGUAACUGUUUCAUGCUCCUCCUUGAAAUGAAGUGAGCUGUGCCAAGAAGAGUAUUGGCUUUUAGUACCCCUGACCUUCCUGCAUCAUUCAUCAACCAAAUCGCCCAGCCACUGACCUCUCAUUAUGUCCAAGUUAAAGAGCUCUGAGUCCGUCAGGGUCGUGGUGCGAUGCCGUCCAAUGAAUGGCAAAGAGAAGGCAGCUUCGUAUGACAAGGUUGUGGAUGUGGAUGUCAAAUUGGGGCAAGUAUCGGUGAAGAAUCCCAGGGGAACAUCUCACGAACUGCCUAAAAUGUUCACAUUCGAUUCUGUCUAUGACUGGAACUCCAAGCAGGUUGAACUCUAUGAUGAAACUUUCAGACCUCUGGUGGACUCUGUUCUGCAGGGGUUCAAUGGGACUAUUUUUGCAUAUGGGCAGACUGGGACAGGGAAAACGUACACAAUGGAAGGAAUACGUGGUGAUCCUGAAAAAAGAGGAGUCAUCCCCAAUUCAUUUGACCACAUCUUCACCCACAUCUCUAGAUCUCAGAACCAGCAAUACCUAGUUAGGGCUUCUUAUUUGGAAAUAUACCAAGAAGAAAUAAGAGACUUAUUAUCAAAGGAUCAGUCCAAAAGGCUGGAGCUGAAAGAAAGACCAGACACUGGUGUGUAUGUGAAAGAUUUGUCCUCUUUUGUCACAAAGAGUGUCAAAGAGAUAGAACAUGUCAUGAAUGUGGGGAACCAAAACCGCUCUGUUGGUGCUACUAACAUGAAUGAGCAUAGCUCCCGUUCCCAUGCCAUUUUUGUGAUCACUAUUGAGUGCAGCGAGUUGGGACUUGAUGGGGAAAAUCACAUCCGUGUAGGAAAACUCAACCUGGUGGACCUUGCAGGUAGUGAACGCCAAGCCAAGACUGGAGCCCAGGGAGAAAGGUUGAAGGAAGCUACCAAGAUUAACCUCUCCCUUUCAGCUUUAGGCAACGUUAUAUCUGCCCUGGUUGAUGGCAAAAGCACUCACAUUCCAUACCGGGACUCAAAACUUACAAGGCUGCUUCAAGACUCGCUAGGUGGCAAUGCCAAAACUGUGAUGGUAGCCAACAUAGGCCCUGCCUCUUACAACGUAGAGGAAACUCUUACUACUCUACGAUAUGCCAACCGUGCCAAAAAUAUCAAGAACAAACCAAGAGUGAACGAAGAUCCCAAGGAUGCACUGCUACGAGAAUUCCAGGAAGAAAUUGCUCGGCUCAAGGCACAGCUGGAAAAACGAUCUGUUGGCAAAAGAAAGAAAAGGGAAAGGAGAAGAGAGGGUGGGGAAGAGGAAGAGGAUGAUGAUGAUGAUGCAGAAGAGGGUGAGGAUGAAGGUGAUGAUAAAGAAGACUACUGGAGAGAGCAGCAAGAAAAGCUGGAGAUUGAAAAGAAAGCCAUUGUGGAGGAUCACAGCUUGGUGGCUGAAGACAAGAUGAGACUGCUGAAAGAGAAGGAAAAGAAAAUGGAAGACCUGAAGCGAGAGAAGGAAGCAACUGAAAUGCUGGGUGCCAAAAUCAAGGCAAUGGAAAGCAAACUCCUUGUUGGAGGGAAAAAUAUUGUGGAUCACACAAAUGAACAGCAGAAAAUCCUGGAGCAGAAACGGCAGGAAAUUGCAGAACAGAAACGCCGGGAGAGAGAAAUCCAGCAACAGAUGGAAAGUCGGGAUGAGGAGACACUGGAGCUAAAGGAGACCUAUAGUUCCCUGCAGCAAGAGGUGGACAUCAAAACUAAGAAACUCAAGAAGCUAUUUUCCAAGCUGCAGGCCGUGAAGGCAGAGAUUCAUGAUCUCCAGGAAGAGCACAUUAAAGAGCGACAGGAACUGGAACAGACCCAGAACGAGCUCACCAGGGAACUGAAGCUGAAGCACCUGAUUAUUGAAAACUUUAUUCCUCUGGAGGAGAAGAACAAGAUCAUGAACAGAUCUUUCUUUGAUGAAGAGGAAGACCAGUGGAAACUGCAUCCUAUAACCCGGCUGGAUAACCAGCAGAUGAUGAAGAGGCCGGUGUCAGCAGUGGGCUACAAGAGGCCUUUGAGCCAACAUGCCAGGAUGUCCAUGAUGGUUCGGCCAGAGGCCCGGUACAGGGCAGAGAACAUUGUACUAUUGGAGCUUGACAUGCCCAGUCGAACCACGAGAGACUAUGAGGGCCCAACCAUUGCUCCUAAAGUUCAGGCUGCUCUAGAAGCAGCUUUGCAGGAUGAAGAUGAGAUACAGGUGGAUGCUUCAACCUUUGAGAGCACGUCAAAUAAAAAAUCAAAAUCCAAGCCUAAAACUGCAAGGAAAUCGGGGGGCUCCUCUUCCUCAAGCACCUCUGGAUCUCAGCUCUAUCCACAGUCCCGAGGGCUGGUUCCUAAGUAAAACCAGCGAUUCCUCUCCAGGGCGUGAACAGCUUUUGCCUUCUGAGAGCAGAGACAAGUAAGAACCUGCAGAGAAGACUCUCAGCCAAACUCCAAGCCCUUUUCCCUGGGGACAGCCUCCUAGCAAUUGAACUGACUUGUGUCAAACGUGCCAGUCCCAGGUGUGCUGAACCCUGCAGGAAGAUACUUGCUCACAAUCUAGCGAUCAGCCCCUAUGGGAUACAGAGUUUAGUUAGGAAAUCAGAAAUGCAUGAGUGUAUUAGAAGCAAUGGGAAGCAUGGGGAUCACCUCACAGCGUCGCCGUCUCUCCUUCUGUUCCAGCCCUUUUGCUGCACUGGGCUCUCUUGCUGUUGGGCAACAACAGGACAGAGUUGCAAGUCAUCUCAAGAGAAGCAGCCCUUCGGAACCUCUGAGUGAAAAUGUGAGGGGGUUAAAAACUGGAGGGCGUAGCUGAGCUUGACUAGGUGCAUUGUUUUCCUCUUUCUGGUGAAAGACUAACAUUGUCCGGGGUUAGAGGUUGGAUUGAACAACCUUGAGAAGAGCAGGAUUGAAGAUCUGUCUUUGUUCACCUGGCAGCCAGACAGAUCUGCCUCCCUUUAGAACUGAGGGUCUUGGAAGCAUAUUUAUGCUCUCUAGAAUGAAAGCAAUAGAAACUGAAGUCUUCUACCUGUUUACACGCAUCAGUAAGAAAGAACUGUUUGACAUGACCUACUAAACACCUCAACCCCUACUCACAGGAACCACCUUGUCAGAGAAUGUGUCAGCUUACCAGUGACAGCUCCAUAGUAGCUCCCUUCCUCUCUCUUCUCUGUCCCAUCCCUGGCAUUUGAAGCCAGCAUUUACACCAAGGCCCUAAAUCCUGGGGUGCAUACGGCCAUUUCCUCAGCUCUACCAGCAUUCGUAGGAAAUAUAUAACUGGCUUGAUGCGCACAUGGCUGGUUCUGCCCGCCACUGUGACAGGGAUGGGAUCUGGAGCACUUUGAGGCAAAACCAGAUCUGCUCUCUUCUGGUAUGUGUGGAGCCUUCCUCUGGGUGUACAAGGGAGUUCAGUGCAGGCGCUGCCUUUUAUGUCUCAUCCUGUUCCAACUGAAGAGCAUUUCCACUUGUCACUUCUAAGCCUCCUCGAAUGCAGUGUGAAGGGUUGGGGAUGAGGGCCUGUGUCAUCUAAGGUCUCAGGAGAGGGAAUCUGAUCUUAAUUCCAGGGAUGGUACACCGAACACGAAGAAGAAAGAAGUCCUGCUUUAGAUGGUCUCUUUCCAAAGCUGCCCUAUGACUAAAGUAGGCUGUUGUAAUGCUGCAGGCCAGUGUGGCCCAGUAGGGAGAAGGGAGCUGCCGUAUUGGACGGGCUCAGAAGACAGAGUAAGGUGUUCCUGUCUGGUGUGUCUCUGUUCAGUUUGUAAGUUUUAGUUCACUGUAUAUUGAGAUUUGGGCUGCUUCGUUUUUCAGUUGCUGUUGACUGUCAUCCUGUGUAUGUUUGUACCUGUUUCUUCUUCCUCACAGACAACCUCCCCCAAGACCGACUGGUGCGUGUAUGAGAACUUGCCUGUUUUUAGAAAUAUUCUCAUGUAUGAAGUCUACCUUGUGUCCUUGUCUACCUAAGUGUCCAUUGACUGCCUCUGUCCAGGCUGGAAAGCUCCAUUGUCUGACCCCCCUGAGCAGAAGGGCAGAACGCUUUCUCCGCGGAGCUCACCUCUGCAUCUUGCGGGCACGGUGCCUCGGUGAGUCAGCUGCUCGGGUGGACCCAGGGUUAAGUACUAACUCAGCUGCUUUGAUUCAUGGAGUGUUUUUUCUGGGUCAGGAUAAAAUUAAUAUAUAUACAUUUUAAUUUUGGUGGGGAAAGGAGGGGUUUGCUUAUGAGUGAGGGAGCAGACGUCGGGUUUCUGUUAGCCUGCCAUAAACUUCCGUUUUAUAAGCCACUCUGUCUGUACAAGGAGUCUGUACAACUGGCUCUUGUGGUAUAAUACAGUGUCACGUUCUCUCUCCUUCCCCUUUCUCUCUGGCAUAUAAUCUUCUCUGAGACUGUGUAGUUUAAGCACUCAGAGCACUGAUGUAAAGUAAAUAGUUGCCCAACUUUAGGUAGUCAGAUAGAUAUGCGAUAUAUCUGUGUGUCUUCAGCCAGUAUGAUUUUAGUGGGUUUCUAUCUGAAACUUGUCAACUGAGAAUAUUGCUUGGGUCAGGAUUGGCGCAUUAGAAAUCAGAGCCCAAAUUCAACCUGUUCUGCUUUUACUCUUAAUAGGCGAGAUGGUUGAUAUGUCAGAAAGCCCUGCUUUUAAGUUCCAGAAAUAGUUUAUCAAGGCGAGAGAAAGGGAAUGAGGUGGACAGAUUUUAAAAUUGCGUCUUCAGUCACAGUAUUUAAAUUGGAACAGUGGGUAAAGACGUGGCUGGUGAAUGUACUCGCAAACAAUCUCAGAUGGCUGCCAAAGCUUUUGGCCUCUCACACUGACUGAAUUACCCCUUGACCAGAUCCUCGGUGGCACUGAUAUUAGGAUGAAAUGAAUGCAUUGUCUUAAACUGUACAAAAUGUGUAAAUCUUGUGUUGACGUGACCCCUCCAGGUCUGUGCCUCUCUGCAGCAUGUGGCUAUUGUCCGAACCAUCUGGGCUUCCUGCAGGUAAACAACCAAAGAUGACAGGAAAUUUGCCCAGCUCCUGGAUGAGGUCCUAGGAGAGUGUGUGCAAUCAUAGUCUCUUCAUAGGAGUGUUUUUACAUCCUUUCAACCUUUGCUCUGAUCUGUAUAACUGGGUCCAGUUCUGUUUCUCCAGCUAGGCACAGUAAAGCUCUUCUGUUCCAGAGUCAAAUACUACGCAAAGCAAAACACGCAGGAAUGAAAGCACUUUCUUAAAAUCCUGAAUAUAGGUCCGAUGCAUGCUGCUUCCGCCUUCUAAAACACAUACUUCUGCUUUAACCUUUUGAAUGGUAAUGAUGCAUUAUACAGAUCCGACUUCUGGGUCAAUACAGAUCUCUCUGUCUAGCUGUAGUAAGCUCCAUCACUGAACCACUGAUCCUUUGCCAAGUUUCAGAGAAGCACUGAUUGCUGUGACUGUGGACGUCUUCUCUACCCUGUCUUUCCACCUCUUGUGUCUGACCAUAAAGCCAGGGCUUAAUUAAGAGGCCUGGCUCUGUUUCUGCAGUGUUAAAUGUGCAAAUUAGAAGAACAUGCCUGCACAAUGCUAAAGCCAUAACCAGGUGCUCAGAUGGAACUGAACAAGAGCAGUGGUGCCUGUUUGCUCUGCACUGUACAGUGGUGGUUUAACUCCCUAUGGUUUAGGCACUUACUUCCCUUCCCUUCCCUUCUUUGGCCCCGUCUCUCCUGUUUCUGGAAUGAGGUGCCUGUGAGUGCUCGUGGGCACACCUAUCUUUUUUGAAAUUUCACAGCUCCUUGGAGACACACUGAUCUUAACCUUCUCUUAGGUGACGUGUAGGCAAAGAACAUGUCAAUAGCUCUGUCCAUAGGUUUUACAGCUUAUAUUUAUUUGUAUCAUCUCUUUUGUCUAGGAAUGUAAAAGUGAUCCUAAAAUAAGAUGUGUAAUAAAAUCAAUCAGAUUUAUUGUAUCUA
This is a messenger RNA of Alligator sinensis (Chinese alligator), 7178 nucleotides long. It is a transcript of the gene KIF3B, whose product is annotated as kinesin family member 3B. The record is from RefSeq and is a predicted model, not a curated record. NCBI's taxonomy places the organism in Eukaryota, Metazoa, Chordata, Crocodylia, Alligatoridae. Gene Ontology annotation, biological process: microtubule-based movement. Gene Ontology annotation, molecular function: microtubule motor activity; microtubule binding; ATP binding. The coding region runs from base 1393 to 3624 and encodes 743 amino acids. The transcript is spliced from 9 exons.